AUGGAAGAAUUAAAUACAAGAGUAGAAGCAAUAGAAAAGGCAAUCUUCAACGAAAACGAAAAUUACACAGAAGGAAAUUCGAACCAAAAUGAAAUGGACGAAGAUGAAGAAACAAUAAAAUCAGUAGUAAACCAACUCGAAAAAGAAACAAAAAAGAAGUUACAACAAUCAACAAUACCUGUGAAAUUUUUGCGAAGAACACUUAUUAGAUAUAUUACUCUUACAAGAAACAAACCUAAUGGAAACAAGCAACAAUCAGAACUCUACCUUCUUCUCACACAUACACAACACCAAAAUAGGGGAGACUGGAACACUGUUCUGAACCUAAACAAAGACCGAGAAUCUUAUAUAGCAGCUAAUCCACCAAGAGAAAAUAACCAGAUACUUAAAACGCUUAAACAACUAGGGCUAACAGAUACAUACGAGUUACUAAGCAAUAAAUCACGUGGGGAAAAAAAUGAAUUCACGUAUAGCAAGAAAAUAAAUAAUAAUGUAGUAGCAGAGGCAAGACUUGAUCAAAUAUGA
Messenger RNA from Dentiscutata erythropus, 525 nucleotides. The record is from the annotation of a GenBank genome assembly. Lineage: Eukaryota; Fungi; Glomeromycota; Glomeromycetes; Diversisporales; Gigasporaceae.